This is a messenger RNA of Trichophyton rubrum CBS 118892, 216 nucleotides long. RefSeq lists its product as uncharacterized. The record is from RefSeq and is a predicted model, not a curated record. The transcript has a single exon. Lineage: Eukaryota; Fungi; Ascomycota; Eurotiomycetes; Onygenales; Arthrodermataceae. Bases 1 to 216 code for a protein of 71 amino acids.
AUGUCCAACUUGAACUUCCCAAACCUCAACGUCAACCAACCUCAUCUCUUCAUCCUCAGCCUUUGCAUAACGGGCUCUGUUCUCAUGUCCAUGCAUCAAGCUGCCAGUCAGCUCAGAAUGGGCCCAUUGAAAUGUAUCAACAGUCUUCCGGGCCUCUGCAUCCUCGCUGUUGCCAUUCGGCCGAUCUCGAAAGGUCCACCUGUGCCUGGUGAAUGA